Podarcis lilfordi (Lilford's wall lizard) is the source of this 11182-nucleotide messenger RNA. The record is from the annotation of a GenBank genome assembly. Lineage: Eukaryota; Metazoa; Chordata; Lepidosauria; Squamata; Lacertidae.
AUGUGUCCCAAGGUAAGAAACUGGCAAUGUUAAUGCAACUAAGGUGUUGAAUACUAAGAGGAGAUUUUAUAGGGCUAAAAGCAAAUUUGGGAUAUGGGGGAAAUAUCCUAUUGCACAGGAAAAAUAACGUGUAUAUAUUUAACUACUUACAAAAAUGGCUGUAGCAGGGAUUAUAUUGGAAGAUGGGAGUGUGUGUGACUCAAUUUGUUCAAAACCUGUGCUAAUUCAAGGGCUGGGUUUUCAAAAAGGGAUUCCUUUAUAUGGCCUUGUGUUGUCUUCAGUCUGUAAACGGUUUCAGAAAUCACUGUGGAGGAAAAGAAUUGAGCUAAACAUUGGCUCAGAAUAAGUAGUUCAAUAUUUAAUAGCAUCUGAUCAGGCACAUUUAAAGGUGGUAGGAUAAUCUAUAUAAGCUGAACUCUGCAUAGACCCAUUCUUGUGUAUGAGCUUAAGGUGUUUUAGGACACUAAUUUGAAUGCCAAAUGGCUGAUAUGGUCUGGUAGGAUAGAAGAGAUGACUAUAGAAGCUUAUGGGAUCAGCUAAUGGAUAACUCUUUAAUGGAGAACUGAUUUUGCUGAUAGGCAGACACAAAUAGAAGGGGAAGGAAUAGGUGGCAGGAGGAGAUUGGAUGAUGGAUCUGCAGUGCAGAUGGAAAUUAUUUUUCUACUCUUGCAUGUUUGCUUCACCACCCUUCAUUCUCUCCAAUCUUAACUCACCUUCCAGAAAAGCUGGGCUUUUGUUUUGUUUUGGAAAGUAUGAAUAAUUAAAGGAAAUUUUGGAGUCAAGUAUGACACGAGGCCUUUAAACUUCACUGACCACAUAUGGAGUGGUAACACUCUUGGCACUGUACCCCAAGAGAAGUGACCAUGAGACCUAGGCCUGACUUGGACAGGACCUUCUGCUCCUUGGACUUUUCCUGCCAUAGCUCUAUAUUGCUGCUCUACAGUAUUCAAGCAAAGCUGCCUUUAAUAAUUACAUGUAUAUUUAUACUUUUGAAGGAUUUAUUUCCAAGAACAUGAAUAUAUUCAGCAUGGGUUUUUAAAAAUAUGAGCACCUCCCUUUUUCCUAUUCUUCUUUGGUAUAUUUCUAAGUCAGUAGGGUUGUGUGUUCCACCGCUGAUCAGGAGGAGCACACAGAGGUAAAGUGAAAGUGGGGGAAAUCGGAGAACUGAUAAAAUGUUGGGUUUGAAAUGCUAUAUUUAAAUGGCUAUAUUGGGACAGUUGUGAAUUCUCAACUUUUAAAGACGCCUCUAAAAAGUAUUUUAGAAAAUAAAAUGGCAUCAACAUGGUGGGCAUCAUUAAGUACUUGUGUCCCUGUUCACUACAGAUGCCAUAAGGACCAGCCAAUAAGUGAUAUGAAUUUUGUAUAUGGUCAUAGGCUGCUUUGGGAAAUAUUUGCAAAAGUAGUAUACAAAUUAAAUAGGUAUGUGUAACACGCACAGAGGAAGUUGCUUUAUACCAGCUCAGAGCAUUUGUUCACCUAGGUUGAUCGAUUAAAAUGGAAAUACCUGGGAUCUUCUGAAUGAAAAGCAUGUGCUCCUACCACUAAACCCUUCCCAACUUAUGCUUUCUCAUCCCACAUUGUACUUGCAGUUUCAAUGGCUGUGUUGUCUUCCAAUUACUCAGUAUUGGGUUUGAAUGCUGGGGGGAAAUGCCAACUGCCCUUCAAGGAUGUGUUAGCUGCAGCAGUGUCCUCUGAACUGUGUGUGGAAUCAAGUAGCUGCUAUCCAUUCCCCGCGUGCUAAACAUUGGGAAAGGUCCAUCGAUGUUUCUGAUAGUUACCCCACUGAAAACCUCCUUUCUCACAGUCCAAAGCUUGUGAAAUUGACAGUUUCAUCUGAAAUUCAAAGGUGUCACUGGUGUAGCUUCAUACAAAUUGUACUUUAAAAAAUUGAUUGAAAAGCACUGCAAUAACUUCCAACGUCUUUUCCUGACAGGUAGAGGAAGAGAUGAAAGUUCAGGCACUUUUUGUUGUGUGGGCAUUGACAAUCCUGUGUUUAGUUUCAUACACCGCAGCAUUCUCCCAUGGGGCCAGUCUUUCGGCAUGUACUGAUAUGAGGCCCAAACAUAUCAGAGCUCACCUCCAGAACCCACAGAAUAACUAUAUUACCAUCCAUACCAAUAUAUCCUUUUUUCCAGGUGACAAGGUUCCAGGUAAGGAGUCACAGCUAAUUAUGAUGUUUUGGGGGAAAGCUAGAGGGAUGUAUUCAGUUAGAGGCCGUAGAUCAGGAGCGGGAACCUCAGCCUUGGGAGCCACAUGUAACCUUUUAGGCCUUUCUAUACAGCUCUUGGAACUCUUCCCAGCAACACUCCUUCUCCCCAGGCAACACUCUUCAGUGUUGCUGCUUUGCAUGAGCCUCUGGUGGUUUAGCCUGGCUGGAAUGUGUCAUUGAAACUGAUAAUGCUUUUUGCUUGCCUGGAUGGUGCAUGGAGAGUGGUAUGUGAGUGUGUGUCACAACUAACCUACUGUACAAAGGUAAAAUUCCUUGUUCUGCCCACUUUUGCUUUAUGUCCCACCUAUCACUGUGGCAGCUGGAAGUUUGCCCAUUGGGCAAUACAGCCCUCAGGCUGAAAAAGGUUCAAAGCACCGAAUCCCUUCUCAGUUGCUCUUUGCUGCUUAAGAUGGCAUGCAUUUGCCAAAGUCCCAGUUGCUCUCCAAAUGCAGGAGGACAAAACUGAUUGAAUGAACAGAAGAACAAAUAACAAGCAGUAAGCAGAUGAAACAGCAAGAUUAAAUUUGAAACACUAAUUAAAAUAGUCAGGGCAGUUUUGAAAAUACUUAUGUGGCUCACACAACGAGCACUUUACAGGUAUGUUGGGAAGAUAUAUUACUUAAAAUGAAACUUGCUUUAUAUGUGAUAAUUAAUGUGUGUUGGGUGUAACUGUGUGUAAACAGAAAUCGAAAUGCAGUUAUGCUCAUGUAUAUUACAGAAGGAGUAGCUUGCAUGUGACAUUGCUUGGAAUAAAACACCCGUGUUUUUCAUACACAGUUCAUGGAUCACUGCCAGUUACAGUUGGCUCUCAUCAAAGGAGAUGACUUAGCCUCCUGCUAUGGAAGCUCUAGUGACUCCCUUCUGUUAUGGCAAAGAAAGCUUCACUUUCACAGGCUAGAAAUACCCCACCCCUCAUCCUUCAUGUGUACAGUUAACCUGUGAAGGGGGGGGGGAUAGGACUGUGUUUGCUGGCCCCACUUUGACACCGUCUUAGUUGCUGUUCCUGCCCCCUGGUGUCAACACAUUUGCACAACUUCUGGCAGUGGGUUCUGUGCGCAUAAAACUGUAUGUGCAUAUACUCUUCAGAUCUGGUUGGACUACAACUCCUAUCAUUCCUGGCUGAGACUGAUAAGAGUUGGAAUCCAUCAGCAUGUGGAGAGCCACAGGUUCCCCUCUCUGCUUUAUGAGAUUUGGAUCUCAUCAUGAUGAGACCAGAAUGUUGACAGUAAUCAGUGGAGGUCAGUAUGGCAAGGCUUAUUUUAGGUGUAUCUCUCCCCGCCCUAGCCCCCUGGGACCCUAAUGCUAAUAUUGGCUGUGCUUAAUAAAUUACCAAGGGCAACAUUUAUUUAAAAAUAUCUAAAAUUCCAACAACUUGGCAUUGCCAAGCACACUUCCUAACAUGGAAUGUAGAUGCAAAUUUCACAACGCAAAUAUUAAAAUGCAUUUCCAAGGGCUUAUGUUAUUGUGUAACUUCCACUUUGUCCCCAGUCACCGUCAGGAGCACGCGUGAUUUCAUGGGCUUUAUGCUUCAAGCUCGCAGGGUAUCAAACGAUCAAAUUGCUGGCACUUUUGUUUACAUUCCUCCUGGCUCCAAACUGCUGACUUGUUUUGAAGAUGGCGACACCGUCACCCAUUCAGACAAGUCCCUGAAGAGAAACCUGUCGUUCGUGUGGAAAGCACCCGAUCAGCCCAUAGGAGACAUCAGGUUCUUGUAAGAAAUUUUGGAUUGUUAAGAUUGAAGGUCUGGUCUGCUUGAUGGUUAACAGAUUGGAAAUCUUCUAGUGGAAGAAUCCAUGGGUGCUAGCUAGCUGGCUCUUUGCAAAAUUUACUGAGGAAUGGUAGCAUGAUAUUGAUUCUAAGCUCAGAAACAUAAUUGUCACUAUAAGAGAACUUGAACCAGGUCUGCUCCAUUAUUGUUCCACCAUUUCAAUAUCCUUUGAGUUCCACUCUGUUUGUAGUCCAGUAGGAAUUCCACUUGUAGAAACUACAACCCAUUUCCCUACACAAUUACUUUCUGUUUUUCUUUUUCCUUCCGGAAGGCUUUUUAAAAAAGAGUUUAAUUUUUUUUCUAUAAAAACCUACCCAAAACAAUUUAUUAACUAUUAUUUUAAAAAAAUCUUUCCUGCAGGAGUGUAUGCUGAAAGGGGAAAUAAGAGAAAACGUUUUAUUUCUUCUCUUUGCACAGGUUUACAGUUGUACUCCUGAGGAUUUAAGUCAGAUAUUUAAAGUCAGACAGAGUGGCAAAGCAUCAUUUUUAUGCUUUCUCUUUUUAAACCUUUAAACUGUAUAUAAAUGGAUUUCCAACAUUGAUCAGCUCUGCUCUCUCUGGUAAAGUGAAACCUCAACAUUUUGGAAGGCGUCCAACACAGGCAGAUUUCAUAAGCAUCCUAAAUGCUAGUUAGUAACUGCCCAGCCAAACAGGGCAGUAUAGGUUUGGAUUCUAGCCUUAGGGCACAUUUACUAAACACUGGGCACAAGUCCUUUUAAGUAAACAUUUUUAGAAUUGAGCAGUACAUUUUUUCCUCACACAGCUAGCUCUACCUGCCUAGAGAAACUAAAGCCAACUUUUGAGGGCAUUCAUGAGGCUGUUGUGGAAAGAGAUUACAUUUUUAUGUUUCCCAGUGUGACACUUCAGUGCUAAGACAAGUUCCAUCUAUUAAAAAUAUGUCUUUAACCAGUAUACGUUUCUAUUUGACCAGGCCUUUGUCUUUGUCUGAUCAACAUUUUAUGUUCUUUUAAAAACUCAACAACUUUGGCUACCCUCCCUCAACAAAAAUUCUGGCUACACUUAUGACUUGGUCUCUCUCUUUUUUUUAAUGACAUUCAGUUUUCUUCCCCUUCUUGACUAUGGCGCUAUUUUUGUCAAAUGUAAAAUUAAUUUUUAAAAAGCUGAUUAAAUUAAAAGUAACUCCCCCCCCCAUGUGUUUUGAUUAGCUCUAAUUGUGAUUUUAUUUAAAACCCCGUUCACUAAGGUUUCAGCUGGUUAUUUGUUGUCAUUUCAAAACAGAAAAGUGUUAUGGUCUAAUCCUUUAAUGUUUUUUAGGCUAAUUCUGUUUGUAGAUUUUAAAAAAUUCCCUUUGAUUUACCAAAUGUUCUGAUGAUUUAUUUAUGGUACAGAAUGACUAAAGCCUUGCUUCAAACACUUUUUUAAAAACAGUUUAUCAGUCGUCCAGUCGUACUUUGUUUAUUGGGCAAGGAUUGAAUCUUCCACUGUGUCUCAACAAACACAGAACAGAACCACAGCUGAAAGUAAUGUAGCCCCCAGUGUAAUAAAGCCAACACCUCUUCAAAAGUCUACUGAUCUAAAAGGAGCAUUUGCUGCAGGGAAAGGUAUGUUUGUAUCCGACAUCCUCCCCCCCCCCAAAGUGGAACCUUUCUAUAGGUCUAUGCUAUUUCAUGCUUCUAUUAUCUUAUAUUACUUAGAAGUAUUAGGAAUUAUAUUAGUGCAAAGCUUCUAUUUUGGACAAACUUACUCCAUCAUUCCUCUUUCCCAUCUCCUGUUUCUCUUCUAUUUCUUUCUUCUAACUUCCUUAUCUUCCUGCUUAUCUGAUUGAAAACAGAAUAUACGUACAAGCCAAAAGAUGACACUUGUUUUUCCAAAGCUGUAAGGUUUUCUUCUAACUUUUAUUAUAAGCCAGUGUGGUGUAGUGGUUAAGAGCGGUAGUCUCGUAAUCUGGGGAACCGGGUUCGCGUCUCCGCUCCUCCACAUGCAGCUGCUGGGUGACCUUGGGCCAGUCACACUUCUCUGAAGUCUCUCAGCCCCACUCACCUCACAGAGUGUUUGUUGUGGGGGAGGAAGGGAAAGGAGAAUGUUAGCCGCUUUGAGACUCCUUAAAGGGAGUGAAAGGUGGGAUAUCAAAUCCAAACUCCUCUUCUUCUUCUCUUCUUUUAUAUUGUCAUUGGGAAUAGAAAGUCUUAAUAAACACCGCAUACAUUGCAUGAAAAGGUCCUGUUUUCAUUACCCAGCUUCUCCAUAUAGAUCUUGGAAAGACUCCUGUCUGAAAUCCUGGAGAGCUGCUGCCACUUGGUGUAUAAAGUUAGACAGUACUGAGUGAGGUGGACUACUGAAGUGGCAAUAAAAGACAGCAUGCUGUGUUCCCAGAAUGUAAUGUGGGCUAAUGAAUGUGAAAGUAUUUGCCUUACUGAUUGUAAUGAUUUGAAUGUCAUGAUCAUUCCCUUCUUGUGAGGUUCUCCAGAGGCACCUAUCUGGCUACUAUUGGAAACAGAAGCAUCUAACAGUUUAGAUGUGUCCAAUCCAGUACUCCAGUUAUGUCAUCUUAACAAAUAAGAAAUAUAUACAUAAGAUAAGCAUGUUCAAUAUUUUAAGAAAUGUCUGCCAACAGUAUUAUAUUUUUUAAUGUUUUGCUUUGUGCUUAACCCCAGAAAGUUCCACUCCUGACAUCAUCUUAACUCAGUUUCCAAAAUUUACACAUACUAGUCUGACUCGGCUUGCAGCCACAUUGAUUUUGGAUCCAUCUUACAGUGGACGACAAGUCUCUGAGCCUCCUGACAAUGGAAAUGCUCUGUCUGAAUCCCUUGCAGACUUGGUCACUUCACAUGCCAUCAGUCGCAGUAGAGAAAGACAAGCUAUUGGAAGUGGCACAGUUGGUGAUCUCACACUGGAGCCAUCACUUCAGUUCCAGGAUCUCGGCUUCAUAGCACAACAUCAUUCCUCCAGCCACAGCAUGUACAACAGGUACUGUGUGAGCAUUACAUGUCAUGCUGCACAUAACACUUAUUGCACUAAUAUUUAUGAAUAUUGGAUUUGCCAAAACAUGGCAGAGUCUUAAAAGAUUGUGAGUGCUGCAUCUCUCUCUCUCUCUUACACGUUUGUAUUUCAUUUUAAGUGUGUAAAGAAUUGUAAAAUAACAACAGCAGAGCUUUCAAACACUGCCAGGUGUAGGCAUUCUGGAGGACCAAGACCAGCUAAAUGCAAAAUGGCUGCCAUUUGAAAGUUACCUGGAAUGAUAGCUGUCCAGUAGCAAAAUAAGAUGCUAAUGGAGAGAGACAGUCUCUGGAGAGAUUGUCUCUGCGGCUUGUAUCUAGUGUCACCAUUGUGUGUGCAGAAUUGACUUCCACUUGUGCAAAGGGAAUUUUUCUUUUCCCCUUUUCCUUCUGUCCCCUAUGCAUCCUCCAAAUCUCUCUUGGGUUGCCUCUCUGGAGCUGAUUCUGGAGGUUGUGCAGGGGGCUACAGUGGAGAGGGGGAAAAUGGAAGUCCCAGUGCUCACAGUGUUGGGCACUAGCCCAUUCCUUGUCAUUGGUUUUCAGCUCCAGAGCUCACCUGAGCGUAUGAUUUCAAAUGACCUUCAUAUAGUGCCUAUCUUAUACGAAACAGAUCUGAUUCUGUGGCACAUAUGGGCUGUGGCUCAGUGGUAGAGUAGCUAGCUUGCAGCAUCUCCAUGUAAGUCUGCGAAGGACCUCUGCCUAAAACCCUGGAGAUGUGCUACCUGUCCAUGUAGACAAUGCUGAGCUAGAUAGACCAGUAGUCUGGCUCUGUGUAAGCAGCCUCCUAUGUGGGGUUCGUAUAUGUGACAUACCAUACAAUUAAAGCAUCCCAACCAGAGUUCUGAGUAAGCUUUGGGAGGAAUUUCCCUAUGACAGUUAGGAACAUGCGUGCAGAAUACAAGCUGAAUGAAAUGUAAUUAAUUUACCCUUUGCUCCCCAACAUUUCAGGAGAGAAAAUACUUCAAGCUUUCCCAUAUCACAGCUUUGCUCUACAUGUAAAAAAGGCAUGGAGGUAAGCACUGAAAGGAUGGCAUUUGAUUUGUUUUCAAGAAAGAUCUUUGGUAGUACAUUGUUACUGUUCUGCUUCAGCAUUGUGUCUUUCUGACAGAAGCCUAAUACGAUAAAAGUGAGAUGUAUUUGUUUAAACUUGUACCACACUCUAAUCUCACAGAGUUGUGCAAAUAAGUAAGAGCUAUUGCAGUGACCCAACACAUAGCUAAACCCUACUAAUGAUAAAAUUUAGAGUCUCUCCUCGGACACAAAUUCAAAUGCACCAGAGACCAUUUUCCUGCUGCUUUGUAAGGCCUGCUAGUCAGAGAAUCACAGUGCCACUGAAUGCAAUGAGAACUUGUCUCAUUAUUUAAUCUGCAUUGAAAUCGUAAGAGUAUAACAAUGUGGGACUGAAAACAAAUCUGUAACUGUAUUCCCACCCCCAACCAUGUAUAUGGAGAACAAAUUGUCCUUGAAGGGUUGAACUCAAAAGUAUAAUGGACACACUUCUGCUUUGUUUGCUUUGUGAUGGGAAAGUCAUAGGCUUGGUCCCAUACUCACACGAGGCUGAACAGACCUUGUAGGGAAUGUGUUGUUUGUUUGCAGAACAUUUGGUUCAUCAGAGGGUCGGCCUGCUGGUAAUGGGGCAGAAGUCUUUUGCAUGUAGAAACUCUGGUUUUUACUUGAGUGAGGAAGAAUUCUUUGUGACUUGAAAACUUGCCCCCAGUCUACAAAUACAGAGGAUCCAACAAAAGCUUGAUUUUAGCCUUCCGGAAUCCUGUCUGGAAUGUCUGGCACACGUAGACUGCAUCUGAGGUCAUUUCGUGUCUCUUGAUAAGCACAGAUUGCCAAAACUGAUGUGCUUAAUUAGUUGUGACCUAGUUAGCUUUAAGAUUCGUCGGAUUCUGAAGCAAAUAAUUCUCUCCCCACUAUUACUGGCUUCAGACACAGGCAUGGUGUGUAGACCACAGAGAAAACAGGCCGAGCAAAGAAGUGCAUUUGGUGAGUUUCUCUCCCCUUAAAGUGUCUGAAUUUAGUGAGAAUCUGAAGUACAUUCAGAAAGACUAAAUGAGCACAGUGCUACAGGGCUGCAGUACUCAUGAUGGCAGGUCCUGGAAAGAAGGCUAAAUAGUCAAUGUCUGAUUUUCCAGUCAGUGGAUUUUGAUGUAGCUCACGUAUAUACAGAGGCAUUAGUGCUGUUCUCGCUUACUCCAGUUAGAGGGCAGUAGACGCUCUGAAAUCUUAAAUACUAAGUUAAAGUAAACUCUUGGAAGAGGGUCCCACUGGGUUUGUGGUACCUUUUUAUGCAGACAUUCAAAGCUAUUGUGUUCUAAGUGUUCAUUUUGAUGCCAAUUAUUCCUGGAGUUGUAUAGACAGGAGACAGCUGGCUGUAAACAGCUCUGCUGAAAGAGGAUAGACAUGUCUUACAAUUAACCCUUGGGCCAUAGAUACAGCAUACGGAUAUGCUCUUUCAACUACUACGAUUCUCAGUAGUAGUAGCUUUCCUAGUCCUGCUAUUCAGUGUUUUCUUUUGCUCAUGAUAUUAGGCACUGAGCAGAACACAGAAGUGAUACAGAUUCUGCUCAGAGGCAUUACAGUUCAUAGGGAAGAGACAUGGCAGCAGUGUCAAGGAGAGGGUAGUAACUACCGCAUGAAUAGUAGGGAUAAGACAGAGACUGUCAGAAGGCAUAAAAGAACAGGCAGAUGCUUACUUCAUAGAAUAGGAUAGGCUGAGAGAUGGUGACUUGCCCAAAGAUCACCCAAUGAACUUUAUUACUUAGUGAGAAUUGCACUUAGUGAGAAAUGCACAUAUGGAACAUGCAUUUCCAUAGUUUUGCUCUUCUCUACCAUAUUGGCUCUCGCAUUUCCAUUUUCCUUAACUGGCAGUGGCCAAGAAAGCUCCUGGUGGAGUCUAACCUAGAUGAAUAAUAAUAAUAAAAAUAAAAUAAUUGUACUGCCCCCAUCUGACUGGGUUGCCCCAGCCACUGGAGUAGGAUUUCCAACAAAUAUAAAAGCAUAAUAAUACAUUAAAUCCUUCCCUAUACAAGGUUGCCGCCAGAUGCCUUCUAAAUGUUGUAUAGUUCUUUAUCUCCUUGACAUCUGAUAGGAGCAUUUGAUUGUGCAACAGGCUAACUUUAUUCUCCUCUGUCUAUAAAACCUAUCAGACAUUUUUUGAGCGAGCACAGACCAGUGGGGUAAACAAAAUAGUUCUGUAACAUUCCUUUACCCAAACGCCAAGCCCAUCACCAAAGCAUAUAACGGCAUCACAGUAAGAAAACAACAUGCUCAUCUCUGAAGGUCACACAGCAUAAACCUGCUCCUAUCUCUGCAAGCUAAGAAGCCUUUCUAAAAUGAGAAUUCUGAAUGCUAAUCAAUGGUUACCUAUCUUCUUCCUCAUCCCCUCCCAUUGGUCUGAUUCAAUACUGUUCUAGGAUCAUUUUAAGAGCUCUUAAGAAGUGAUGUGCUAUUAUGAUGAGAACAGUUAUCUGUGAGAAGUGUGAUGAUUCUAGUAGGCUAACGAUGAUAGUUUUGAUCUAACUGAACAACUAAAAGGUGACUGUAUAUCUCAGCCAAGAUAAUGGCUGUCACAUCCCAUGUGCACUUCAUCUCUUUGUUUUUAAGGGGGUUUCUACAACACCUAACCCAGGCCUUAGCAAGUCUGUGCUACCCGUUACAGCUUCACCGCUGGUCCACUUCCAGGAUCCUCUACGCCUUCCAGGCAUGGAAACAAUAUCAGAGCAUUUAGGUAGUGAAGAGGACACGAGUGUCUAUCAGAGUUUAUCAGGCGCUUCAAGGAAGAUGGCAGAGAAACAAGCAGCAACGUGGGAAGUUCCAGCAAACUUCCUGCCCCAGGCUGAACUUACAUCACAUGAGCAGGAGGGAAAGGGCCGAAAGGAUAUCCCUGGGAACACACUCCUGAAGGUAACAAGAGCCACACCCAAAGCUACUGUUUCUGGAGGAGGAGGAGGAAAGCCACACAAGGAGUCCCAGCUUGUAGUAGCUCAGCUGGGUGUUCUCCUUGGAUGCUCUGCUGUCCUCAGCAUGGUGCUGGCUGUUGGUCUGCGCUGCAUCCAUUCCCAGUAUUGUCACAAGCGAACGGAAGUGUCCUUUAGUGAGCCAGAAAAUAAUGCCAUGGCACUUCAGGAGAAUGGGGAGAUGAUGCAUUUCAGAAAGAUACGAGAGAACAGCUUUGUUCUGGUACAGGCAGAAUACAACUGGAUCAGCCCAUCAGGCAGUGGGAAAAAAGCUGUUCUCUAG